Molecule: messenger RNA, 3406 nt
Organism: Mercenaria mercenaria
Lineage: Eukaryota; Metazoa; Mollusca; Bivalvia; Venerida; Veneridae
Product: zinc finger protein 93-like
Exons: 2
Coding region: 968-2092 (374 amino acids)
Biological process (GO): positive regulation of DNA-templated transcription; epigenetic regulation of gene expression; negative regulation of transcription by RNA polymerase II
Molecular function (GO): RNA polymerase II cis-regulatory region sequence-specific DNA binding; chromatin insulator sequence binding; DNA-binding transcription factor activity
Source: RefSeq, a predicted model, not a curated record
UUAUCAUCAGUACCAGUACCCGUGAAUACUAUGCAUUCAUGACUCAGGGUUGGUCCCGGGGGUCAUAAAUCUGCACAUUUUACACAAGGUUCAACGGUAUGUUCAGUGAUAUGGGGAAUGUAUAAUGACAUUUAUUGAAAAUGUAUUCAACUUGCAAUGAAUUCGAAUAAAAAAACAACAAAAAACAAAAAAAAAAAACCCACAACAUUAUUCCUGUUUGUUUGAUAAAUACUGUUUUAUGACUGAACUGUUUGAUUAUUCAAAGCCUAUGAUAAACAUGAAUAAUGAUAAUUGAAAAAUAAAGUGUGUUUAAGUGGUCCAUGAACAAAAAAAGAUUAAAUAGUUAUAAAUACCCUGUUUUAUGUUUUUUACUGAAAUGCGAAAGCGCACGCGAAUAACGCGCACGCCAAGUUUGUCUAUUAAUUUUUUCCCUGAAAAAAAAGUGGCUAUUAAUUUAUAAUGGCCAGGGCCAGCACUGAUAGGUGUUGUGUUUAAUCAACACCUUUGGAUAGUCAAGAAUAUUUUAAAAAUGGUAAAACAACUUAUUAGUUUGAUGCCAACUUAGCGGAAUAAAGAAACAGAAAAGGCACAGUCCUAAACAAAUACAGAUAGCUAUGGGACAUUACUAUAGGUUACAGCAGAGAAUUUGCACAUUAGUAUUCCUUAUCAACCCAUUUCCAAAGCAAGAUUCACGAAACUCAUAGUGAGGCAUAUAGAAAACACAUAAGAGUACACACAGGAGAGAAAUGUUUCAAAAGUUUAUUAAAGUGGGUGUAUUUUAAGGAGUUAUCCAAAGUGUCAUUGAACUGUAUAAAGAAAAAAGUAAGAAUCUUGUCACAUCUAUCAUUUUGAGUAGAGUGCGUACAGGAAAAAAAUGAUGUAAUCAGAGAAGGUAUCUAAGGAAGGAACUGAGAAACGCUUUAAGUGCUGUGGUUUUAAUUAUGCUUUAAUUUAAUACAGUGAUAAUAUGAAGAGACAUACUGUAGAGAAAUGCUUCAAAUGUGAUGUUUGUGACUAUGCUUGUAAUGACGACGUUAAUCUGAGGAAUCAUAGGAGAAUACAUACUGGAGAGAAAAUCUUUAAAUGUGAUUCUUGUGACUUUGCUUGUAAUCGCAGCGAUAUUUUGAAGAGACAUAUGAGAAUACAUACUGGAGAAAAAAGCUUUAAAUGUGACGUUUGUGACUAUGCUUGUAAUCGCAGUGAUAUUCUGAAGAAACAUAGGAGAAUACAUACUGGAGAAAAAUGCUUCAAAUGUGAUGUUUGUGACUAUGUUUGUAAUCGCAGCGACAUUCUGACGAAACAUAUGAGAAUACAUACUGGAGAAAAAUGCUUCAAGUGUGACGUUUGUGACUAUGCUUGUAAUCGCAGCGACAUUCUGAUGAAACAUAUGAGAAUACAUACUGGAGAAAAAUGCUUCAACUGUGAUGUUUGUGACUAUGCUUGUAAUCGCAGCGAUAUUCUGAAAGGACAUAGGAAAAUACAUACUGGAGAAAAAUGCUUCAAAUGUGAUGUUUGUGACUAUGCUUGCAAUGACUGCAGGAGUCUAAAGAGACAUAAAAGAAAACAUACUGAAGAGAAAUGCUUCAAAUGUGAUGUUUGUGACUAUGCUUGCAGUGACCGCAGUAGUCUAAAUAGACACAGGAAAAUACAUACAGGAGAGAAAAUCUUUAAAUGUACUGUUUGUGACUAUGCUUGUAAUAACUGCAGUAGUCUAAAGAGACAUAAAAGAAAACAUACUGAAGAGAAAUGCUUCAAAUGUGAUGUUUGUGACUAUGCUUGCAAUGACUGCAGUAGUCUAAAUAGACAUAGGAAAAUACAUACUGGAGAGAAAGUCUUUAAAUGUGCUGUUUGUAACUAUGAUUGUAAUAACUUCAGUAGUCUGAAGAGACAUAAGAAAAUACAUACUGAAGAGAAAUGCUUCAAGUGUGGUGUUUGUGACUUCGCAUGUAAUCGCAUGGAUGUUCUGAAGAGACAUAUGAGAAUACAUAUUGGAGAGAAAAGCUUUAAAUGUGAUAUUUGUGACUAUGCUUGUAAUCGCAGCGAUGUUUUGAUAAGACAUAUCAGAAAUCAUAUUGGAGAGAAAAGCUUUUAAUAUGAUGAAUGUGACUGUGCGUUUAAUUGCAGCGAUAUUCUGAAGAGAAUAUGAGAAUACAUAUUGGAAAGAAAAAACUUUAAAUGUGAUAUUUUUGACUAUGCUUGUAAUCGGAGCGGUAGUCUGAAGAUUCAUAGAAGAGUACAUACUGGAGAGAAAUGCUUUAAAUGUGAUUUUUGUGAUUAUGCCAAUUAUGGUUGUAAUUAAUUAAAGGCUAAGCAGUAGUCUGAAGAGACGUAGAAGAAUAAAUACUGGAGAUAAAGUGCUUAAAAUGUGAUAUUUAAUUAAUGAAUUUGCUUGUAAUGAUCAUGAUGAUGUUUUAGUUUUAAGAAACAUUUGCGUGAUUGGAGAAUACAGUCAUAUGGGAGAGAAAUGCUUUAAAUGCAUUUUUUGUGACUAUUGUGCUUGUAAUGAUGGUACUGGUCUGAAGAAACACAGGAUAAUACAUACAGGAGAGAAAAGAUUUAAAUGUGAUGUUUGUGACUAUACUUGUAAUGAUUGCGUAUUGAGUGUACUAUAUACUGGCUGAAGGUUAGGGUUAGAUUUAACAUGGGUUUAACAGAUUACAUUCAAUGUGUGCAUACACUAUUUGGGAGAUUUAAUGCCGACCUGCUUGUAAUUAGAGCGGUAGUCUGAGAAAACAUAGGAGAAUACAUACUGGAGAAAGGCUUUAAAUUUUAAGUUUGUGACUAUGCUGCAUGAAUAUGAAGUCCAUGACUUUGCUGCUUAUUGAAGUGGGCAUCUGAAAAGACAUAGAAUACAUACUGGAGAAAAAUGCUUUAAAUGUGUUGUUUGUGACCAUGCUUGUUAUGAUGGCUGUAGAUUUUGUUUGUUUGUUUGUUUGUUUUGGGUUUAAUGCUGUUUUUCAAUAGUAUUUCAGUCAUGUAACGGCGGGAUAGUUUUAAGAAGCAUAGGAGAAUAUAUACUAAGAAAAAAUGCUUUAAAUGUGAUACUUGUUACUAUGCUUGAAGUGGUAGACUGAAGAAACGUAGAGAAUACAAUGUCAUACCAAUGCUGCUGCUUAUAAAAGCGUGCAUCUGAAAAGAUAUCGGAGAGAAAUAUUUUUAAUAUGAUAUUUGUGACUAUGCUUGUAAUAACAAUGAAAGUUUGAAAAUACAUAUGAGAAAACAUACGGGAGAGAAAUGCUUUAUAUGUGCGUCAGCGAUGUUUGUGAUUUUGUAUUUAAUUAAAGCAGUAGUUUCAAGAGACAUGUGAGAAUACAUAAGGGAGGGGUCUCUUUUAGAUGAAUUUUGUUAUUAAACAUGUUAAAUGUAACGGAAGUUGCCAUCUUGUAAGAUAUAUGAGACUACAUAC